Effrenium voratum is the source of this 3387-nucleotide messenger RNA. The record is from the annotation of a GenBank genome assembly. Lineage: Eukaryota; Dinophyceae; Suessiales; Symbiodiniaceae.
UGCCUAAGAAACCCACGGAGCCUCUGCUUCCGGCGCCAUGGACGAGUCUCCGUUGGCAGUGCCGUACACCCCUCAGCCUUGCUCGAGGACGGUGUCGAGAUGGAGCUUUAAAAGCAGCGCCGCGGUGAUCAGCCCCCCGAACAACCAACUUCGACCGCCGUAUCCUCACCUCCUGCGGAGCUAUUUGCGGCCAGGCGAUGCCUCAAGCCGUUCUUGCUCACCCGCCACGACCGUCCACAGGGAAUACUUGGACCGCGGCGAUAGCGAUAGCAUCAUGGGCGAAGUCCAGGAUCGCAUUCGCGAGAUGGAAGCUCGCAUGAACGCGUUGGAGGCGGAUGAGAGCGUGAUGUUGAGCCAGCUCACAGCCCACUCAGGUGCCACCGGGCGCUCUGGCUGGACCGGCGACAGCACCCGAGGCGACGAGUUGAGGGCCAGGAAGAAGCGCUGCCGUAGAGUGCCGUUUCGGCCUGCUGUGAUCAUGACGGUGGCCCUGGGCGCGCUCUUGGCCUGCGUGCUGAUGUUCUUGCCACUCUUUGAGUUCACCACCCAGCUGCAGACCAAAACCGGAGAGAGCUAUCAGCGGUCCAUCGACCGGCAGUUUCAGCUGAUCGAGGCGCUGACCGGGCACAUGGCAGUGCAAUUGCACCGCAAUAUCCUGGAGAGGAUCAGCGGCAUGCUGUGGGAUACCGUCUUGGAGCCGCCAAAUCGCGCCAUCGACGCGAUGUGGGGCACCAUGCAGACAAUGCAUGCCUUCGAUCCUUCGUGGAAUGGCACCACUGCAACGCAACGAGCUGCCAUAUCCCAUCGAGCUCUGCUGGAGUUGAAGGAACAGCAGUCUCCAGAGUGCUUCUGGUCCAGAAGCGGUGCGGCUGACUUCAUCUACGUGGGUUUUGAGAGCGGCGAAUUUGCCGGCUCGACCUAUAGAUGUGUCGACCGCAACUGCUCUGAUGUGGCGGCGAGUUGGUGGGACUGCGAAGGCUCCCCGGAGGUGGAGCAACGCUUCCGGGAGAUGAACGUCACACACUGGGACCCGAACUGCGGAGAGAGCUUCCCCACGCAGCGGCCCUGGUUCAAACUGCAGUCUGCCAUGGCGGAGCUCGGGGGGCCUUUGAAGCGCCUGUGGUCGGGACUCUACCUCUUCGUGGAUGGCAACAUCGGCUUCACCAAAACUAGCCCUGUGGCCUACUGUGGGGACUACUCUUGCUUUCAGGGAGUGGUCAGCGCCGACAUCACGCUGCCCGUGGUCAGCCGAGGCUGCAGCGAGGCCUUUGAUCGCCUGAAGAAGGAGCUGAAUGCCACAGCCUACAGCUUCCCCAUCAACCGCAGCAACGCCGCAGUCUUCGUGGUGAGCCAUGUCAGUCGAGGCGGGCAGGAGGGGCUGCUGGUGGGCAGCUCGGGCUCCAACAGCCGCGACAUCGUGCUGGCCUCCGAGUCCCCCGAGGCGCUGGUGCACAGCACCGCGGAAGCCCUGCUGGGCCGCUUCGGGCGCUGGGAUGCUGAGGCCCUCAAGGAGCAGCAGCUUUUCCGGUACCGCCUUGGGGAGGAGAACCUCACAGAGGACUGCGGCUCCAGUUUCUCCGACAUCACCGGGCCCAACUGCCUCCAGGUUGGGACUCUCUCCGUGCAGCUGGACGAGGUGGACCGGUGGCUGGUGGUGAUCGUGUCGCCCGCGCUGGCCUUCUACUCGAUGGCAAAGACGAUCGAGUCACACGUGCUCGAAGAGUUCGAGGUCAUGGACGCGAACAUGGACAUGAUGGGGGUGACCAUUUUGCAGAGCGCCGGCUUCGCGUUUCUGGUGACCACGGUGCUCACCAUGGGCCUCGGGGUUUGCCUCGGCACCGCGGUGUCCUCUCCCCUGCGGGAGCUCACGGGCUUGCUGCGGCGCCUUGGGGAUCUCGACUUCAGCACCUGCCUGCAGGCACGUGCCCCCAGUAGCAUCCACGACAUUUGUGAGGUGCAGGAUGCGUUUUGCCGCCUGUCCAAGGGCCUUGAGACCUUCGCGCGCUUCGUGCCGGAGGCCGUGGUGCGGAACAUCAUCAAAGGUGAUUGCCGCGCUUCUAGGCUUCAUGUGACAAAGAGAGAAGUGAGCAUCAUGUUCUCUGACAUCAAGGACUUCACCAGUUUGUCGGAGUCCCUGAAGCAGAACGACUUGAUCUUCCUCCUCACGCGGUACUUGUCCAUCAUGUCACGGAUCGUCGAGACCUUCGGAGGCGUUGUGGCAGAGAUCCUGGGUGACGGGCUCCUGGUCUAUUGGAACACUCCCCUGGACGUGGAGGACCACCCAAUCAAGGCCUGCGCUGCUGCCGUUGCCAUGCAGCAGGCCUUGGGGCCUUUGAACCUGGAGAUGUCGGAGUGCAGCCUGCCCUCCCUCUCGGUCCGCAUCGGGAUCAACAGCGGGCAGGUCCUCUCAGGAACCUUUGGCAGUGACAAGAAGAUGAAGUUCGGCUGCAUGGGGGACCCCGUGAAUCUCGCGAGCCGGCUGGAGGGCCUUUGCAAGGUCUACGGCGUGGGGAUCAUUUGCGCAGGGCCGACCCAUGAUUGGAUCGCGGACGCGGGGGGCUUCAUCUGCCGCAAGCUGGACUUGGUCCAGGUGAAGGGCCGUCAGGAGGCCGUCACCGUCUACGAGAUCAUGGGCUGCGACUUCAACAACGUAGGCGCCGAGCCCAUCUCCGAGAGCGUGGAGAUGUCCCUCGAGUCUUCGCCCAGGAGGCGAGGCGACGAGGUGUGCAAGACCAACAGCAGGGAUAGCAAAGGCACUGCAGGGAGCAGGCUCUCGCAGGUGUCGAAGCCCUCGCGGGUCUCGGAGCUCCUGAAGUCCCCGUCCCAAGCGGCGCUCGACGCCCUGGAAGAGUCCAGGCAGUCGCUGACGCAGCUCGACGGCUUCAAUUGGCAGCAGGUGUUGGAGCACAAGCAAGACCGCACCGCUGCGCGAAAGAUGAGAUUGGGAUCAAGCAACCCCACCUCUCCUGUGCCGGUGCAGAGCUCGGGCUUCGUAAGCUCACUGGUGACUCCCGAUGUGGACAAGUUGCAGGAGCUUGCGAGGCGCUAUGAGAUGGCGUUAGGUGCUUACCAGGGCGCUCGCUUCGAGGAGGCCUUUGACCUUGCAGAGGUGCUCCUGGUGGACUUUUCGGAGGACCAGGCCACCCAGCGGCUCUCCAACAUAGCAUACGCGAAGCUGCCGGAGGUUGCCAAAACAUCGAGUUCCAAGGGGCCGUGGAAUGCGGUGACCGUCAUGGUGGACAAGGAGUAGGUCUUCUAGGUGCAUGACUAGCGAAGCGGCCGGUCGGGCCAUUCCGUUUGAGCUCCCACGCCGCUACUUUGCCGGUGCGUUUCAUGCAUGCCGAAAAAGAACGCCCGGUGAUUGACAACCUUCCCACCUGUUUCCAC